Suillus plorans is the source of this 699-nucleotide messenger RNA. RefSeq lists its product as uncharacterized. NCBI's taxonomy places the organism in Eukaryota, Fungi, Basidiomycota, Agaricomycetes, Boletales, Suillaceae. The record is from RefSeq and is a predicted model, not a curated record. The coding region runs from base 1 to 567 and encodes 188 amino acids. The transcript has 2 exons.
AUGCACCGUCGUGAAGUUUAUCUGCGUGAUGAAACUCCUAUGAUUGAGCAUGAUGCUCUCCACUCCCGUGAUGUCUUCUACCACCGUGACUCUCACAAUCACCGCUAUGCCAGUCUGCAACCUCGCGACUAUUAUGGACCCAAUGAGCCUCGCAUUGACAGCGAGUUCACCACGCGGGAUACUUCCCCGGCCUUAGACGUGAACGUGCAUACCCAAGCCGAUACAGCCCAGUGCUCAGUCCCGACUAUGCUCAUGAAAGUCGAUAUGCUCGACGCAAUGGCCUUGACGAGCGCUGGGCAUUUGGUGGAGGAGCAUACCGUGACAGUGGGUACCCUCAAGGUAGAGCUCAUAACCAGGAUUCUAGAUGGACGGACAAUGUCCGUAAUGUUGCAUCUUCAUCUUUGGACAUUCGUCACGACGCUGUCCCGCGAGCAUUUACUCGAGAUCCCACUAACCCUCCGCAUCCUCCUUCAUCAUAAUCGACUUUUGAUAUGCCUGUGCUUUUGUCGUUUGUUGGGUUGCUAUUUUGGUUCAUCUUCUCAUGCUCACUUUGUCUUUUUACGGUGAUAACUUAUUAUGGUGGUUUGCUCAUCCUACACUUGUCCUGUCCCUUUCGUACCCUAGUACUUAUGUAGCUAUCCAUGUGUUUUUACGAUUUCCUCUCGUUUCGAUAAUGUCAGUAUAGCAGCUCCAAUGCCU